AUGCAGAGGUCACCUGAUGAGCAGGGAACCCUCCGCCGACGGUCUCUAAGAAGUCCAACCAAGGCUGCGACGGGAUCCAAAGAUCUUCUUGCGUUCGAGGAUUUACCGCACUGGCAUCAAGACAACGAAUACAUCCUUCAUGGCUAUCGCCCGAUUUCAGGCUCGGCUCGAGUAUCAUUUGGCAGUUUGUCAUACAUCCACAAUGAGUCGGUCAACAUCUACUCGCACCUAAUACCAGCCGUCGCCUUUCUCCUCGGCGAGUGGUAUAUUCAGCAGUAUUUGACAAGUAAAUACUCCAAUGUCACUGUGGCUGAUGGCUUCAUUUUUGCCUUCUUCCUUUUGACCGCCACUACCUGCCUGGGACUGUCGACGACAUACCAUACCUUGAUGAAUCACUCCCACGAGAUUGAACAACUAUGGCUGCGGCUUGACCUGAUUGGCAUAGUAGUCUUGACGAUCGGGGAUUUUGUAUCGGGGAUAUACAUGGUCUUCUGGUGCGAGCCUGUGCAGCGCAAAGUCUAUUGGUCCAUGAUCGGGGUUCUCGGACUGCUUACCAUCUUCAUCAUGAUAAGUCCCAGGUUUCGGGGCCCGGAAUUUCGCACUUUCCGGGCCCUGACGUUCGUGGCGACGGGCCUCUCUGGCUUCGCGCCAUUGAUACAUGGGAUCAAGAUGUUUGGCCUCUCGCAAAUGAUGAUUCAAUCUGGAAUGCCCUAUUAUCUGAUCGAGGGAGCCUUCCUGCUGAUGGGCGCAUUGGUUUAUGCGACCAAGUUUCCCGAGAGUCGAUUCCCAGGUCGAUUCGACAUAUACGGGUCCUCCCAUCAGCUCUUUCAUAUAUUGGUCGUUUUCGCUGCCGUGACGCAGCUGGUGGGGAUACUCAGUGCUUUUGACUACAAUCACCUGCAUCGAACAUGCUCAUAG
Messenger RNA from Aspergillus fijiensis CBS 313.89, 918 nucleotides. RefSeq names its product hemolysin III family protein. The transcript is spliced from 3 exons. The record is from RefSeq and is a predicted model, not a curated record. Gene Ontology annotation, molecular function: signaling receptor activity. Lineage: Eukaryota; Fungi; Ascomycota; Eurotiomycetes; Eurotiales; Aspergillaceae. Gene Ontology annotation, cellular component: membrane. Bases 1 to 918 code for a protein of 305 amino acids.